Lindgomyces ingoldianus is the source of this 1770-nucleotide messenger RNA. Its product is annotated as MFS general substrate transporter. Gene Ontology annotation, cellular component: membrane. Gene Ontology annotation, biological process: transmembrane transport. The record is from RefSeq and is a predicted model, not a curated record. NCBI's taxonomy places the organism in Eukaryota, Fungi, Ascomycota, Dothideomycetes, Pleosporales, Lindgomycetaceae. Bases 1 to 1770 code for a protein of 589 amino acids. Gene Ontology annotation, molecular function: transmembrane transporter activity. The transcript has 8 exons.
AUGACAAGCCCCAAAAGCGAUGCUCAGGUUGAUACCAUCUCCCAUCUAGAGACUGCAUCCGACCAAGGGAAAAACCGCCAAGAUUAUGAAGAGGAUGUCAAAGGGAGAGACUUCACAGUGGCUGAAUCUGAGCUACCGAAGGGUUACUUCACUAGUGCGAAUUUUCUAGGCUCCAUGUUUGCCAUUGGGGCUAGUUUCGGAUGCGGAGUUGGAGGCUUCGGUCUCGCGGCCCCAGUUCUCUCAUUCAUCAACGCGGAUAUUGGGCCGGAUCCCAACCUGAGCUGGGUGGCUCUCAGCUAUCUUCUAACAAACUCCGUGGGACUAAUGCUUGUCGGGAGAUUGAGUGAUUUGUUCGGUCGUCGUUGGUUCUUCAUUGGCGGCAAUGCUUUAGCAACAAUCGGGUGUAUUGUUGCAGCUGUUGCGCCUAAUAUUCCUACACUGAUUGCUGGAGAGACGCUUAUCGGACUUGGUGCUGCAUCACAAUUGUCUUACGCAUUUGCUGUUGGGGAGCUUGUGCCUACUACAUAUCGAUUCUUAGCUCAAGCAUGGGUAUUUGCAUGGGCAAUUCCAUCCAGUGGGUUCGCCCCUGCAAUCGCAUAUUCCUUCAUCUUCCAGACAAGAGUAGGCUGGAGGGGCAUCUUCUACCUCCUCAUCGCCCUCAACGGCGCGACCACUCUAGCAUGGUACUUCUUCUACCACCCCCCAACCUUCGCCAUGAAACACGGGAAAGGCCGUAAGACGCAAUUCAUGAAAGACUUCGACUACGUUGGGACAGUCCUCUUCGCUAUGGGUCUCCUCCUUUUCCUCAUGGGCAUCUCUUGGGGCGGCGCAAUACAUCCUUGGAACUCAGCCCAUGUGAUUGCCACCAUCGUCGUCGGUUUCUUGUGCCUUGUCGGAUUCUGCUUCUACGAGGCUUUUGCACCUUUGAAGGAGCCACUCCUACCAAUGAGGCUCUUUAAGAACAUGCCUUGGAAUAUUACCGUUCUUCUUUGGGCUCUGGGUGCCGCUGUGUAUUACGCACUCGCUAUAAUUUGGCCUAGUAUGGUCGCAGUUCUCUACUCAGGUGGUCAUAGCGUUAUGUGGGCAGGGUGGGUAUCGUGUGUUUCCAACAGCGGAAUUCUGUUUGGGGAAUUCGUCGGAGCAUUCUUCAAGAGGAAAACGAAUUUCCAGAUUCCAGUUGUUUUUAUUCUUGGCAGCGUCUUCCUCGCAGCGAUGGCGGCCUCAACACCAGACACCCCCGUCCGAGCAGCCGUCUUUGUCUUCCUCGCUGCGGCUUUCAUUGGCUGGAACGAGAUUCUCAAUUCCACGAUCGCUACUAUCUGUAUCACGGAUCAGCGUGAAAUUGGAACAGCAACUGGCAUCGCAGGGUCAGCGCGAUCCUUCAUUUCAACAAUCUGCUCAACUGUCUACACUGUCAUCCUCUCCAACCGCCUUGCAAAAACCAUCCCCGCAAAAGUUCCUCCCUCUCUCAUUUCUGCCGGUCUCCCCGCAUCCAGUGUUCCCUCAUUCAUCUCCGCACUCACACUCGGUACCCCUGCCGCAUGGUCCGCUGUCGCAGGGCUCACACCCGCAAUACAAGCAGCCGGGGUUAGAGCGUAUAAAGAGGCGAAUGCUAGUGCGUAUAGCACAGUUUUCCUGAGCACAAUUGCGUUCUGUGGGGUUGGGAUUGUUUGUUCGUUCUGGGCGCCGAAUAUUGACCAUUUGUUGGGCAGGGAUGUCGUUGUGCAGUUGAAUCAAAGGGGAAAGGAUGAGAUAGGGGAGAAGGUCUAA